Molecule: messenger RNA, 3202 nt
Organism: Actinia tenebrosa (Australian red waratah sea anemone)
Lineage: Eukaryota; Metazoa; Cnidaria; Anthozoa; Actiniaria; Actiniidae
Product: equilibrative nucleoside transporter 1
Biological process (GO): nucleoside transmembrane transport
Cellular component (GO): plasma membrane
Molecular function (GO): nucleoside transmembrane transporter activity
Source: RefSeq, a predicted model, not a curated record
CCUUGAUUGUGUUGUCGUCCACGCAACUUUUCGUCAUUCGGUGCAUGAUGACUGACAGAAAAACUAACUUUAUUCGUGGUUUUCAGCUGACAACCUYUUAGCACUGAACUAAAUUUGCUCUUUUGGCUACCGUUCACUGUAUCAAAUCGAAAUUUUUUUCCAUUAUUUUGUCAUAUGGAGUUUUCCUAGCGUCGCUUUGAUCGAGUCGGUCGAUAGUCUUGUUGUUUUCACGUGAUAGUAAUCUGAUCCCAAUAAUAUUGCUUUUUUUUUUCUUCUCACGGAAACAAAGCCGGGUAGAGAGUAAUUUUAUGUCUACCUACAUAAAGAAAGCUUUAGGAAGGCCGAGAAACGAUGGUAAAAGGAAAAAUGUCAAAUGAAAGAGCUCCACUUUUAGAAGACACAGACGAUGAUAGCAUAGAAAACGGCCAAGUACACUCACCAAAAACAGACGAGACCAGGAAAGCAAAACAACUUUCACAAGUACCUAAAGACAGAUUUAGAAUUGUAUAUUGGAUCAUGGUGUUACAAGGGGUUGGUACUCUUCUACCCUGGAAUAUGUUUAUUACAGCACAUGCAUAUUUUCAAGAAAAGUUGGAAAAAAAUAAGUCACUCAAACAUGACUUUGAAAACUACUUUGCAGUUGCGGCAAUGGUUCCAAAUGUCUUAAUGUUUUUACUGAAUACAUUGUUUAAACACAAGGUUCGUUUACAAGUACGGAUGCUUACGUCUCUGAUAACAAUGACAGCUUUGUUUGUCCUUACGACAGCACUUGUUAAAGUGGACACAUUUUCAUGGACCAAUAAUUUCUUCUACAUCACCAUAGUAACAGUUAUCGUAGUCAACAUGAUGAGUGCCGUAUUCCAAGGCGGGCUGUUUGGACUAACUGGUAUGAUGCCUUUCAAGUAUACUGGUGCUGUCAUGACUGGACAGGGUAUCGGCGGUACUUUUGCUGCUCUGGCUAAUAUUGCUGCUUUAUUUGGAGGCAAAGAUGCGAUUUCAAGUGGCUUUGGAUACUUUUUUUCUGCUGUUGUUGUCUUGUUUAUUUGUUUGAUCUCCUACAUAUUAUUACCUCAACUGGAAUUUGCCAGGUACUACAUGGAAAAGCCAGAAGAACAGACUGAAAUUGAUGCUAGAAACAUCCAAGAGCAGUCAAAACGAUUAGCAAAUUGGAAACUUGAUACAGAGAAGGGAAGGUUUCAAUCGACAUUAAGUCUGGAUGCCAAAACACUCAUAAACGUAGAGUCAACUGACGGCAAAGAAGUUCAUAUUAGAACAAGUCAAAGACCACCAUUCUUGAAAAUAUUCAAACAGAUUGCUCCGCUUGGGUUAUCAGUAGCAUUUGUAUUCUUUGUCACAUUGGCAUCCUUCCCUGGUCUUACAUCUAGAAUAAAAUCGAAAAGCACGGCUAAGAAUGAAUGGACAGAAAAGUACUUUAUUCCUGUCUCUUGUUUUCUCUUGUUCAAUGUUGGUGAUUUUAUUGGUCGUAUAAUCGCUUCGAUUUUCCAAUUACCUCGUGGAAGUAAAUUACUGCCCAUUCUAUGUUUUGUGCGAGUAGUGUUCAUACCAUUAUUCUUCUUUUGUAACGCUCAACCGCGUGGUGAAAAUGUUCCAGUGUUGUUCAAUGACGAUACGUAUUUUAUCGUUUUUAUGCUGUUAUUUGGUAUUUCAAAUGGUUAUCUUGGUAGCUURUGUAUGAUGUACGGACCAGGGCUCGUAGAAAAGAAAGACUCAGAAACCGCGGGUACAAUGAUGGCUUUCCUUCUCAUUGUUGGACUAGGGCUUGGGGCAGCUUUCUCGUUCGUUGUCUCGGCUUUACUCAAGUUAUGAGAUCCAUUAAAAUUCGAAACGUGAUCACAAGGAAAUGAGGUGUACCUCCUUGGCUGGUCAACAGAAAGGACUGAAAACCUUUAAUCAAAUUUAAACAUUGAGUGGUUCAACAGAAACCCUGGCAGGAGUAUCGUACUUCACCAAAAUGAACCCGUGUGACGUCAAACCGAUGACUCACGUGAUUAAUUCAAAUUAAUGUAAAUUUUGGAAUGCAAGUCUCAACGAUUCUGAUCACCGAAAGCAAAAGUGCCCUGAGAAUCAAGAAAAUCAAGAAAGAUAUUAUUAUCUUUUAUCAAUCUAUAUACAAUGAAUAUAGUUUUGUUGAGUGCAGUUAAAAUGGCUGCGAAAACUGGAAGUAUCUGGAGUGAAUUAGAUAUCUUCGAAUUUUAACAUUGCCUAAUACAGGUUGUUAAGCUUUAUUCAAGAAAAAAAGAUGCAUUAAUGUYUUGUAUUAGACUUUUCUAGAUUUUUGCUUGAGGGAAAAAUUUUCGGAAAUACAUUGUUACUGCUGUUGGCAUUUAAUGAACGUUUUAAUUUGUUAUGCUAUGCUUUUGUACUUUUGCAUUGGACUUGUACAGUACAGAGACAUCAAGACCUGCGGGGGAAAACAAUUCAAAUUGGCAUAUUUUAUUUUAGUAUUUUUACACGAUUGAAUAAAAUAAAUUGGGCGCGCUCAUUGGUCACAAUUUACGGUGAAUAUGACGCGCGCGCAUGCUUUGUCGAUUUGUGCCGCUUGCAGAGAUAAAUACCUUCGAGGAAAAAAACUCUCUCUCCAUAAUUUAUUAUAUUCACUUGUGUUAAAAAUACUAAAAACUAUUAUUUUCCAGAUAUUCACUUCGGCGAAUAAUUGCUUCAUGCUUUCGUUUUACUGCGGUUUUCCAUGUCCAGCGAACUCGAACCAUUUUCAACAUUUACUCUACUGCACUGCUGUAUUUUGUAUAUUUACAUYGUUAUUCAAAAUAGAUAUGUUCAUAUCAGUUUGAUAUCAGGCUUUGAAUGAACGCUCGCGCAAAAGUAAAAUGAUGAAAUACACCGAAUCGAAAUAUGGCGACCAAUUUGAAUAACUAUUGUUCUGCGCUGACUAGCGACUGACUAGCCUCGUGUUCACGUGGAAACAAAAGCAUUUUCACAUGUAUAGGAGGCUAGUCAGUCGCUAGUCAGUGCAUAACAAUAGUUAUUCAAAUUGGUCGCAAUAUUUCGAUUCGGUGUAUAGGCAACCGUUUGCUUGCGUCGCUAUUUAAAACCAGGUAUUAUUAAUAAUAAUUUGAGAAAAAGUUAAUCCAUGCAUUUGAUAAGUUGCGUUCGCAUAAAGUUUAUAGGAUUAUGRCGAAAAAGUAUCUAAAAAAAACUAUAUUUGAUUAAAAAUUACAUUGCA